Medioppia subpectinata is the source of this 368-nucleotide messenger RNA. The record is from the annotation of a GenBank genome assembly. NCBI's taxonomy places the organism in Eukaryota, Metazoa, Arthropoda, Arachnida, Sarcoptiformes, Oppiidae.
AUGAUGAGUGUUUUGGCUAUAAAUGUAGUCAAAGGGGAAGAAUUAGAGGCAGAUUUAUGGAUGGAAUCGUCGGACCCUUCAUCAGUGGUGGAGUCUGUAGAGCCCGAGUGCUCGACAAUUGGGUUUAUUGAAUGCCAACUCUACCAAUUGGUCAACCCGUGUCCCGAAAGUUACUUCUGUCACAAUUCCAGUGCUAUUGAAAAACCCAACUAUGGUUUGUGUAGACGAGUGAAGGAGACCUGUGUUCCCGACGGCAAACAAUGCUGUCAUGACAUCGACUGUUGCAUCGAAAAUGAAUUGACGGCUCCUCUCAAUUGUGUCGAUCAAAUUUGUCGCGUUUUGUUUUAUUAAUAUUUUAUUUGAUUAAU